AUGGGUAAAGCCACUCGACGAAUGCCGCCACCACGUCUCCCUGACCGAACGGAAUUAUUACUCGAACGACGUGACAAACCGAGAGCCGGACAUCCCGCCGACUACGCCUCAUUAUCGCGAUAUCUGCCACCGCAGAAGAGUCCGCCGCCUCCAUCGCCACCUCCACCUGUCCUCACGACGGUCGGUCGCAGACGUGCCCGCAGACACGGUGGCACGGUCCGGUCCACAGCUCUCAAUCAAUCUAGUCCCGCAGCCAUUAUCGUUCCCCGAACAAUCAUGUACCAUGGUCCUUGGCCGGGCGAGUGCGGGACGUACGAGGACCCGCGAAACAAAUAUAAUAAGGGACGGCAGCGAAUCGAUAAGAGAUCGACGGCGGCGACUUCGCGCGAUUCUCAUGGGACUCGCCGAGACCCCGCCCCGCGCGCGCAUUGUCUUAAAGAGGUUUCCCGGACCCAGGGCCAGAGGGAUUAUACUCGGGAAACGUGUGGUGAUGGUCGGUAG
Messenger RNA from Macrosiphum euphorbiae (potato aphid), 501 nucleotides. The record is from the annotation of a GenBank genome assembly. Lineage: Eukaryota; Metazoa; Arthropoda; Insecta; Hemiptera; Aphididae.